AUGAAAUAACUCAGUUUAUUAAAUCUAGUCAACAUCCAACCAAAAUAGAAUACAACUACUUAUUAAUCAACCAGGGAAAAUACAAAAAAAAUAAGAAGCUUUGAUAUAAUUGGCAAAAGUCCUUAUAAAAUUAACUUGGCUAGAUAAACUCAAAAACAAUUCAUAAAAGAAUACUAACCAAUUACUAGCAGAGCCAAUUAACGAUAAAAUAUCAAGUCUCCAACUGAAAUUUUAAAAUCCAAUAAGGCAAUUAGUUUUAGCAAUCAUAGUAUUUUGUUCUUAUAUACAAGUUGAAAUUCAUUAAAAUGAAACAUAAGCAAAACAAUUUUAAAAGUCUUAAUAACUUCAGCUAAAAUCGAUUCUUAUUAAAGAAUAAGAUUAAUUACAUUUGUUUGAUUAAGCUAAAAGUAACACAAUUUUAUAUGAUAUUAGAAAUUAAUACUUAGAUUAAUAGUAAUCUUGUACCUUAGAUUUCAAAGUAACAUCUAAGAACCAAUCCAGAAUAAUUGGAAUAAGAUGCAUCACAAAAGAUUUCAUCUACAAUUCAAAAUACUAAUUUAAGUAAAUCUCAAAAACUACUUUUUUUGGAGAAAAACUAAUAAAAGUUUUAAGAUCUUCAAAACAAUAUCACAAAUAAUAUUAAAUAAAGAACUUAAACUAAAACUUAUUCAUUAACAACUCAUUAACCUGGUAUCAAAUAAAUUCCUGAUAAAUUAUAACUUCCCUAAUCUUCCUUUAUUGCUUUAUAAUAUUAUUCAGAUUAACUCAAUGAGAUUGAAAAGAAUGAAAUUAUUGAUUAUGAAACUAUCUAUUAUCUUGCUCCUAAAAAUAUUUCAACAGCUUAGAGAGAUCCACUAGGAAAUGUAUAUAAUAAUGGAUAUGAUAAUUAAAAGUAAAAAGUAAAUUAAUUAAUUUAGUGGAGAUUAUAGAUUUAUAAAACAUGAUUAAAUAGCUUUUAGAUAUGAAUUACUAGAAAAAUUAGGAAAUGGUAGUUUUGGUUACGUUUUUAAAGUUUAUGAUCAUAAACAUCACAAAGAAAUGGCAAUUAAAAUAAUCAAAAACAGAGAAAAAUUUUAUUAAUAAGCUCUUAUUGAAAUAGAUAUAUUAAAAAUAAUAAAUAAGGCAGAUAAUUCUUAUUGCCUCAUAAAAUUAAUGAAUUAUUUUGAAUUUAGAAAUCAUAUAGUAAGAUAUCUAAAUUAAAUUAGUAAGUGCAUGGUAUUUGAAUUGCUUUGUUGUAAUCUCUACGAAUUUAUAGCUUUAAAUAAUUUUGUAGGAUUGGAACCUGAUUUAAUAAGAAGAUUUGCAAUUUAAAUCCUUUAAGCUCUUUUUUAUUUAAAAGCAUGCAACAUAAUCCAUUGUGAUUUAAAGCCAGAGAAUAUCCUCUUAAAAGAACUUACAAAAUCUGGUUUAAGAGUGAUAGAUUUUGGUUCAAGUUGUUUUGCUAAUAAUAAAAUGUAUACUUAUAUUCAAGUAAAUAUAUUAUUAAUUAAAAUAAAGAGCAGAUUUUAUAGAGCUCCAGAAAUAAUCCUUAGAAUAAAUUAUUCAUUCUAAAUAGAUAUGUGGAGUUUUGGAUGUAUAAUUGCUGAACUCUUUCUUGGAGAAUCUUUGUUCUAAUCUAAAACUGAAAAAGAAUUAUUAUAUAUUUAGACUAAAGUUUUAGGAAUGCCUUCAAAGGACAUUAUUGAUUAAAGUCCUAAAAGAUCAAAGUAUUUUGAUGAUAAAUACCAACUCAAUUAUAAAGUAAAAUAGACAGAUUAUAUUUAAAAAUUGAAGCCUCUUUCUCAAUUACUAGAAAAAGCAGAUGCAGAAUUUUAUGAUGUAUAAAUUAAAUUCUAAAAAUUAGUUUAUAAACAAAUGUUUAUAAUGGAAUUAAUAUUAAAGAUUAACACCAGAAUAAGCUUUAGAUCAUCCUUGGGUUAUAAAUAGUCUGUCUUAACCAAUUAAAAAUGAACUUCUCCAAAAAAGAAAAAAUAUCAAUUAAAUAAUUAUCAGUUCCAAAAAUCAUGAAAAGCAAGAAAUUAAUUGA
Paramecium sonneborni is the source of this 2026-nucleotide messenger RNA. The record is from the annotation of a GenBank genome assembly. Lineage: Eukaryota; Ciliophora; Oligohymenophorea; Peniculida; Parameciidae.